Molecule: messenger RNA, 2405 nt
Organism: Microcebus murinus (gray mouse lemur)
Lineage: Eukaryota; Metazoa; Chordata; Mammalia; Primates; Cheirogaleidae
Source: RefSeq, a predicted model, not a curated record
UGAGAUUUAAAGUAUAGAUGGUAAAAAUAGUGCCUUUUGUUUUAAUUCCACAGAAUGGCAGCAUACUUGUUUAACAUUGAAUUCUGUGCAAGAAAGAAAAAAUUUAAUAUAUUCCUUGCCAACAAGUGGUGGAAAAACCCUUGUGGCUGAGAUCAUAAUGCUACAAGAACUGCUUUGCCAGCAGAAAGAUGUUUUAAUGAUCCUUCCAUACGUGGCAAUUGUCCAAGAAAAGAUUUCAGGUUUGUCAAGUUUUGGUAUAGAACUCGGUUUCUUUGUUGAAGAAUACGCUGGGAGCAAAGGAAGAUUUCCUCCAACUAAAAGAAGGGGGAAGAAAUCACUGUAUAUUGCCACUAUCGAAAAAGGACAUAGCUUGGUGAACUCCUUGAUUGAAACUGGGAGGGUCAGCAGUCUGGGCCUGGUUGUUGUAGAUGAGUUGCAUAUGAUUGGUGAAGGAAGCCGUGGAGCGAUACUGGAAAUGACUCUAGCAAAAAUCCUUUACACUAGCAAAACAACUCAGAUUAUUGGUAUGAGUGCAACAUUAAACAAUGUUGAAGACCUACAAGAGUUCCUUCAAGCAGAAUAUUACACCAAUCAAUUCAGACCAGUAUGUACCUAAGGUUGAAUUAAAAGAAUAUCUGAAAAUAAAUGAUACAAUAUAUGAGGUUGACAGCAAAGCUGAGAAUGGCAUGACUUUUUCGCGCCUCCUUAAUUAUAAGUAUUCCGAUACCCUAAAAAAGAUGGAUCCUGAUCACUUGGUAGCAUUGGUGACCGAAGUUAUUCCCAAGUAUUCCUGCUUAGUCUUUUGUCCCACUAAGAAGAACUGUGAAAAUGUAGCAGAAAUGAUAUGCAAAUUUUUAAGCAAGGAAUAUCUGAAACACAAGGAGAAAGAAAAAUACGAGGUGCUUAAGGACUUGAGGAAUAUGAGCAGUGGCAAUUUGUGUCCUGUUUUAAAACGCACUAUCCCGUUUGGAGUUGCUUAUCACCACGGUGGUUUAACAAGUGAUGAAAGGAAGCUCUUGGAGGAGGCCUACUCCGCAGGAGUUCUCUGUCUUUUCACCUGCACAUCCACCCUAGCAGCAGGGGUCAACCUGCCAGCUCGCAGAGUUAUUUUAAGAGCUCCCUAUGUUGCUAAGGAAUUUUUAAAGAGGAAUCAAUAUAAACAGAUGAUUGGCAGAGCUGGCCGAGCUGGAAUAGAUACUGUUGGGGAAAGCAUCCUUAUAUUGCAAGAGAAAGACAAGCAACAGGUAUUGGAGUUAAUAACUGGACCAAUGGAAAACUGUUAUAGCCAUCUUGUUCAGGAAUUCACCAAGGGAAUCCACACUUUGUUUCUCUCUUUGAUUGGUUUAAAGAUUGCAACAAGCCUCGGUGACAUCUAUCAAUUUAUGAAUGGUACGUUGUUUGGUGUUCAGCAAAAGGUUUUAUUGAAAGAAAAAAGUCUGUGGGAAGUCACUGUUGAAUCACUUAGAUACCUGACAGAGAAAGGACUCCUGCAAAAAGACUCUAUUCAUAAGUCUGAAGAAGCCCAGUGUAAUUUUCAUAUUACAAAGUUGGGACGAGCUUCUUUUUUAGGAACUAUAGAUUUAGCUUAUUGUAACGUUCUCUACAAAGACUUAGAGAAAGGUCUGGAAGGACUUGUGCUUGAGAGCCUUUUUCACCUAAUCUACCUGACAACCCCCUAUGAUCUGGUUUCUCAGUGUGAACCUAAUUGGAUGAUAUACUUCUGGCAGUUUAGCCAACUCAGUCCAGCAGAACAAAAUGUAGCUGCUCUCCUGGGAGUCUCUGAAAGCUUUAUCGGGAAGAAAGCCUCAGGUCAAGCCAUCAAGAAGAAGGUGGACAAAGACAUAGUCAACAGACUCUACCUGUCUUUUGUUCUUUAUACGUUGCUCAAAGAGACCAACAUUUGGAGUGUGUCUGAAAAAUUUAACCUGCCUCGAGGAUAUGUGCAGAAUCUUCUCACCGGAGCUGCCUCAUUCUCGUCUUGUGUGUUACAUUUCUGCGAGGAACUGGAGGAGUUUUGGGUUUAUAGAGCCCUGUUGGUGGAACUGACCAAGAAACUGACGUACUGCGUGAAGGCAGAGCUCGUCCCUCUCAUGGAAGUGGCCGGAGUUUUAGAGGGUCGAGCAAGACAGCUGUACAACGCAGGUUACAGAAGCUUAACGCACUUAGCCAAUGCCAAUCCGGAAGUGCUGAUAGGGACGAUUGACCACUUGUCACGACGCCAGGCCAAGCAAAUUGUGUCGUCGGCAAAGAUGCUAUUGCAUGAAAAAGCAGAGGCUUUGCAGGAAGAAGUGGAAGAAUUAUUGAGGGUGCCUUCGGACUUCCCGGGUGCUGUGGCCCCUUCCAUAGAAAAGGCAUGAAUUUAUCUGUUGAGCAUUUCCAAAUAUGAAUUAUUUAUUGUCCAUACA